Messenger RNA from Pieris macdunnoughi, 1443 nucleotides. Lineage: Eukaryota; Metazoa; Arthropoda; Insecta; Lepidoptera; Pieridae. The record is from the annotation of a GenBank genome assembly.
AUGGACACAAAUACUCUGGACCUUCGGAACAGCGACCACCGUCACCUGGUGCUGCAAAUCGCGCUCAAAUGCGCUGAUAUAUCAAAUCCUUGUCGUCCAUGGGAAAUCAGCAGGAAAUGGAGCCUCAAAGUUUGCGAGGAAUUCUUCCGACAAGGAGACUAUGAGCGCAAAUUAAACCUACCUGUGACGGCGCUAUGUGAUCGCCAUACCACCUCCAUCCCGAAGAUUCAAACAGGUUUCUUCAAAUUUGUUGUCACGCCGCUUAUCACCGAAUGGCACAAAUUCUUGCACAAUGAUCUCUCUGCACAAAUGCUUGAGAAUUUGAUUUAUAAUCAAGGUAAAUGGGAAUCGUUGGUCGCCCAGGAGAUCGCUGAAGAGACACGCACUGAAAUCUCAGACGCUGACAUGGUUGAUGAUGAUCUGGAGACAUGUUCCGGCACCAACAUAUCAGACAGCUCUGAAUUGCUUCUGCCCCUCCGUAGGAGUUCUCUAAACCCACCGAAACCAAUUGGUCUCAGGGAGCAAUUGCGAAGAUUCUCAGUGCCACUCAAUAUUUUCCAAGACUCCCGUUUCAAGAAGAGCCGAACAGAAUCACUGGCUGAAGCACUAAGCAAAAGCAACUGCAGCGCUUUAGGUAGCGACCAGUCGCUGCACUCACAGCUCAGUGUACGCGGCCAUUGUGACAACAAAGACUCAAAGGAAAAGGUUCUGAGCUCUGAAAAUCUUAUGCCAGACUCCUCUAUCGCGUCCAUAACCACGCCGUGUCAAGCCUCCCGGCUAAAGACCGUAUUGAAAGACGGCAAUGCUUGGAAGUUAGUACGCCAACAAACCUUCCCUCCUAUGGAGCUCUCCGGCCAAGCUCAGGGCUUGCUCUGCCGACCAUACACAAGCUCAGAAGAUACCACUACACGCCAAGAUUACUUUGAGAAUAAAGAUUACAAGCUAAAAGAAGAAAAGGUCACCGUGGAGCAAUAUGAGGAAAAAGAGAAUAUAAACACAUCUAACCGAGCCGGCAAUACAAACCGCUCGAAAUUCGGAAGUCAGCUAAGAGAGAAUCUAUCCACUGUUAACCUGAGUAUGUUCCCAAGUGGAGAAUUACUGGGAAGGAGGAAAUCCAUGCCCGCCGAUGAUCUUCAUGCUCCAAAAGAGAAACGCAUGCGUGAAGUUGUGGCAGCUAUUCCCGAGCUCCUUCGUCAUAUGUACGGCAAUGACUUGGCCAAAGGACGUCGUGGUUCUGCCCCAGCGCCUGUUACAAUGUCCGAGCUGCCAGGACUAGUGGCUUUGGCUCGCAAUGGCUCGAAUGGGGGGCGUCGCAAACCCCCACCGGUCACUUGCCACCAAUGGAUGAACAGUAUGGAAACGCCGCACGUGACUCGACGUAGCUCUCUGCCCGUUGAGGAAUCUCAUCACGCUGAACUGUCGUCAUCAGAUAAUUCAGUUUAG